AUGGACUCGAACUCUUCGAGCUGGAUGGCUCUGCCGAGUGCAAAAUGGACCUCCUUUGAUCCCUGGAACUAUGGGGGGAUGAAGGAGCGACUCGAAGAGUUUAUCGCAAAGCUUGACACUGCUGUUUUGGUGGACCAUGCGCAGCAGAUUCUCGUACAAGCCGUGACACUCAGCAAACCCUUCUCAGCGGGACAAUAUUGGAUUUGCUUUGAGCUUGUUGCCAAAGACAAACGUCUCGUCAUUGCACGGGUCCGCCUACCACGACAUCCUGACACGCCUUUGGCACUCAGCGACGAGGAUGAACAGUACGCCAUUGGCUGCGAAGUGGCGACGAUGAACUAUGUCAGAAAGCAUCUUCCAGACGUCAAGAUUCCCACAGUAUACGCCUACGAACCCGCUGGGUCGCAGUUGGCCUCUGCUCUCGGUGCCCCGUACAUGCUUAUUGAAGGCUUCUACGGGAACACACUCCAGGAUGUCGAGUUUGACAUCUUGGGCAAACUGGCAGCAGCACCCUUGGACGGGCUAGACAACGCCGGACCGUUCUCAAGUACGGCUGCAUACUUCAAAGCCAUCGCCGACUCCACAGUCAACAGGGAACAGCACGAGAGCAGUCGUCGUCCUCCUGGCGGCCGUCUCUCCUGGUCCGCAUUGGGCGCCUAUGUGUUUCACGACAUUGUAUACAACACGUCCGUCUACCCAGACAUGGAGGGCGAACGCUUCCCUCUCAACCACAUGGAUCUCGGCACCCAAAACAUUCUCGUGGACAGCGCGUUCAACUUUGUCGCCGUCAUCGACUGGGAGUUUGCCCAAUCGGCUCCCUGGGCCGUCAACCACUACCCAAUGCCCUUCCCGCUGCUCGACUCGGACGCGGAGAUCCAGGCCAUCUUGGCCGACCCGACGCAUCUGGCCUACGAAAACAUGUCGAGACAGGAGGCGGCGCGGGAAAUGUAUGUGAAAGGAUUUCGCGCCGCAGAGACGGCACUUCAGGAACAAGGCCGGACGCUGGCCGGCGGCUCCUUUGCAGACGUCUUGGACAGUCCUUCGUCGCGCAUCUACGCAUGCUUUACGCGUCUGGGACGGAUGACCAGUGCCGAUCAAGGCUUGGUGCAGGAGAUGGUACGGCUUGCAUUUGGUUUCGACAGGGAAAAGACAAAGGUUUACCUGCACGAUCUCGAAACGAAGGUUUUCGCAGAGGGAACGUCCAUACAGAAAAUUCAUGAAACAGACCUGGAGGAGACAUGUGUUUUUUGUGUGGCAAUGACAUAA
Molecule: messenger RNA, 1266 nt
Organism: Sporothrix brasiliensis 5110
Lineage: Eukaryota; Fungi; Ascomycota; Sordariomycetes; Ophiostomatales; Ophiostomataceae
Exons: 2
Coding region: 1-1266 (421 amino acids)
Source: RefSeq, a predicted model, not a curated record